UCGGGUUUAGUUAUUGUGUAGUGAGAAAUGGAUGCUUGAGAUGAAGAUUUUUAUACUUGUUUCCAUUUUUGGAGGAAUUAGUUUUGGUUCGAUAAAUUCUACACUAAAACAAUCAACUAGCGGGGAGGAUUAUUACAAUUACGAUUACGAUCUUCCCCUUAACACAUCUUCAGAGGGUGGUAGCUAUUCGAAAGCUGACGCUCUAAUACUUCCUGUCCCUGAACUACCAGAAUCGAAAAAUGUGCAUACUUUCGAAAAUGAUGACGACAUCCUCCCAGACGAUUCGCUCGCCGAUUCGGACUUACGAGAUCACAAUUUCAUUGAUAACUUGAUGUACGUCUAUUAUGGACCAAAAAACAAAAACAAUAACAAAUAUGGACCCGAAGUAAUUGUGAUUGGUUCGGUACUUAGUUGCGCUGCUCAACUACUAACGAUAUUCUGUAUACUUUUAAAAAGAAAUCAAGGAGGAAGAAAGGAAAAUUCGAAGGUUUUUCUUCACCUCAUGGGAUGCAUGUGCAUGGCUAACUUGAUAUUCAUGUUGGGAGUUCAUGCCACAAAAAGUGCCGUGAAGUGUGAAAUCGUUGCGGUUUUGUUACAUUAUUUACAUCUAGUUACAGCAUUUUGGAUUUUCCUUUAUUGCCACUACGUAUACCAGCAAUUUUCGAAACAUAUUUGCUCUCCUACGAAAUGUAUGUAUUUCCUCGCGUACGGUCUUCCAAGCCUCAUAUCAUUGACAUCUCUGGUCAUCACUCCAAAUAGUUAUGAAACGAGGAAGUUUUGCUUUGUGUCUGUCCAAAGGGGUAUGCUAUUGAAUUAUAUGUUUCCGGUGUCCUGUCUGAUAGUAGCAACGACCGUUUACGCCUUGAACGGUAUACGCAGGAUAAAUCUCGAACUUUCGAAACUCGACGUAGCGAGUUCUGCCGAAUCGUUAAACAUUUUGAAAAACGAAAUUCUGAACAACGAGAAUGCAAAACACGAAUCUCCUGAAAUCGACGGAGAGAUCGCAAGUCUGAAAGAGUGCAAGACUUGCUUCAAACUCCUGUGCAUUCUCCAAACGUGCUAUGGGAUCGUUUGGUUUUUAGCCGUUACAGCUUUAGAAAAUGCAUACUCUGGAAUUGGCAUUUCAGUUUUCUACGCUCUAUUUUCAUCUGCUUUUAAUUGGUACAUUCUGGCAAGAAUGAAACCUUUGACACCGUCGAUAGUAUGGACAAAAGCGUCAAAUUCCGUAACGAUUCCGUAUUUUGGAGAAAAGGAAAAAGAUUGUGCUAUCGAUAAAAAGCCAAAGGGUCAUGAACAAGAAAUUUCCGAUGACAUACCAUUGCUACCUACUUCAGAGAACUCCUCUAGUAAAAGUAGCCAAGAAUUCAUAAGUACAAUUACUAGUUAAAUAAAUUGAUAAGAAGCACUAAUCCAAUACUACAUACUUGGGGAAAACUUUACACAAGGGUGUGUCUCCUACACAGUCCGAUCACGUUUUUUAUUUUUAAAUGCACAAAAGAAAGGACAAUACCACUACACCUUGUUCGUGUUGUCUUUUCUUACCGUAAUUUAAAUUUAAUUUUAUCAGAUAUUUCAAUUUUAAUAUACUUAAUAUAUUGUACCCAUAGAACUCGUUUCUAUUAUUAAAAGAUUAAAAUUGAAAGAAUAAGUUAAUUGUAUUGUUUCAUUAAAAAUUGCAGUCCUAACAUGAUCAGACCGUUCCUUUAAAAAAUUUAAGAACACGAUGGGACCUUACAAGAGACACUCCCUUCAUUCCCUUUACAUAAACCAUAUAAUUCCUAGCCACAAUAAAAUAUCAAAAUACUCGCAUUUUUAAAAAAGAAUGCUUUAACAGUGGUAUAGCGAGGGCGGAGGGAGUCAUGUGUUUUCUUACAAUAGUUUAUUUUAAAAUAUAGGUUAUAGUAAAAAUUUUUUUAAUUGUAAGUACAGAUCUAGUGAGGAUGAUACCUCUCCAUCCGCCUCUACUUGUGAAACUUAAUAAUUUAAAAUAGUUGAAGGCCUAAUUAUUGUUCGUAAAUACGCAUAAUAUUUUUUAUCACUGUAUUUAUAAUAAAACAAACUGAAAUAGAUUCCUAAUACAUAUAUAAGAUAAACAGAUAAUCAACGUUAUAGGUACCUUGUUACUGGAAAUAGGUUUUUUGAUAGAUUUCUCUUAAAAUAAAACUAAAUGCACCGUAUUAUGACCACUUGUACAUAAUCUUGUUAAUACAGUAGAACCUCUAUAACUCGAACAUCAAGAGGGACGACAAAAAAUUCGAAUUAUAGAGUUUUCGACUUAUGGAGGAUUUUGAUUUGACAGAGCUAACAAACACAUUUUUAUUUAUUAUAAAUCAACAUUAUUUCAAAACAACCUUAAAAUAGAGGGAAAAUAUGUACCAAAAUGACUUGUAUGGACUCACUGAUUAUUUCGACUAAUAGAGGGUUGAG
This is a messenger RNA of Agrilus planipennis (emerald ash borer), 2427 nucleotides long. RefSeq names its product adhesion G protein-coupled receptor L3-like. Gene Ontology annotation, cellular component: membrane. Gene Ontology annotation, biological process: cell surface receptor signaling pathway; G protein-coupled receptor signaling pathway. Bases 32 to 1387 code for a protein of 451 amino acids. Gene Ontology annotation, molecular function: G protein-coupled receptor activity. The transcript is spliced from 5 exons. NCBI's taxonomy places the organism in Eukaryota, Metazoa, Arthropoda, Insecta, Coleoptera, Buprestidae. The record is from RefSeq and is a predicted model, not a curated record.